This is a messenger RNA of Morus notabilis, 1454 nucleotides long. Its product is annotated as metacaspase-2. The record is from RefSeq and is a predicted model, not a curated record. The coding region runs from base 165 to 1226 and encodes 353 amino acids. Gene Ontology annotation, molecular function: cysteine-type endopeptidase activity. The transcript is spliced from 5 exons. Gene Ontology annotation, biological process: proteolysis. NCBI's taxonomy places the organism in Eukaryota, Viridiplantae, Streptophyta, Magnoliopsida, Rosales, Moraceae.
GAUACCCCAUAUAGCCCACUUUUCCUUAGACAUGAAUUGUCAGCUCUUCUCGCCGCCGUUCUUUUGAAAUCCAAGAAAACUUUUUCUAGAUCUUCAUUUCUUGGCCUUUUUUAAAUCUUAUUUUCUUCAUUAGGUUUUGUUUAUACCAACAAGACAGUAUAAAUAUGGAAGCCAGAAGAAAAAUGGUACACAGCAACUACGAGAGAGACGGCGGUUCUAACAAAAGCGAAAUCGGUUCAAAGGGAAUUUGUGAGGGACCUUCGGAUCUCUCUGACAUAUUGAGAGGCCUGGCUUCCAAACUUAGACACCGCGAUCGGGGCUUAGCCGCGAGCUCUUACGUUUCCAUGAACACCAAGUUGUCUCCGCCUGGGUGGCCUAGUAAUAAGCGGCCGAAUAAGCGCGCGCUUCUCUGCGGAGUGUCGUACAACAAUAAGAGGAAAUACAGGCUUAGAGGAACCGUUAAUGACGUGAAGGACAUGAGAGAUUUGUUGAUUAAUAAGUUUGGCUAUCCUGCUCAUUGCAUCCGUGUCCUCACAGAGUUUGAGGCAAAGGAAUUUCACCCAACGAAGAAAAACAUUGAAAAUUCCAUGAAGUGGCUCGUGGAGGACUGCCAGCCAGGAGACUCCCUAGUAUUCUACUUCUCAGGACAUGGUUUGCGUCAGCCGGAUUUCAAAGAUGAUGAGAUCGAUGGAUUUGACGAGACCAUUUGUCCGGUUGAUUUUAUGCAAGAAGGGAUGAUCGUAGACAAUGACAUAAAUACCGCCAUUGUUAAGCCGCUCAAGCCUGGUGUCAAGCUUCAUGCCCUCGUUGAUUCUUGUCAUAGUGGAACUAUUCUUGAUCUACACCAUGUUUAUGACCAAAAAAUAAAGCAAUGGAAAGACAAUAGCCCUCCUUCAGGAGCUUCGAAGAGCACAAGUGGUGGAUUGGCUAUUUGUCUCAGCGCUUGUGAGGAUCAUCAACUUGCUGCUGACACUACUGUUUUCACUGGAAAGACAAUGUAUGGUGCUUUGACAUUCAUUUUCAUUGAAGUAAUCAAGCAAAACAGUAACUUAACAUACGGGCAACUACUGGAGGACUUGUCUGAAACCUUUGAUGAGAAUGCUAGCCGAGUGAAAUGCCUCAAUUCAAGGACUUUGGCAAGACUCUUUGGCUACAGGAUAACGCAGAAGCCUUUGCUAUCAUCGUCUGAAAAGUUCGACGUUUACUUAACGAAAGUCUCCCUCUAAAGAAAUAUUGUACGCGGUCAUGGAUUCUACCAAUAAAAGAAGAGCCGCGGUUCCAAGAGUACUACUGUUUUUAUAUAUAGUUUUUAUUUUGCACUUUAAGAUAUGUCCUACAAUAUACAAUAAGAAAUGCGAGUGACACUAUUUAUGUUAACUCUAUGCAUUUACUGUUUAACACGUAAACUCCACUAUUUAAUUUCUGUUUAAAUAAUAAUAUAUUAUAUUAAUGCA